Argentina anserina (silverweed cinquefoil) is the source of this 718-nucleotide messenger RNA. RefSeq names its product H/ACA ribonucleoprotein complex subunit 2-like protein. Gene Ontology annotation, molecular function: box H/ACA snoRNA binding. The coding region runs from base 53 to 508 and encodes 151 amino acids. The record is from RefSeq and is a predicted model, not a curated record. Gene Ontology annotation, cellular component: cytosolic large ribosomal subunit; nucleolus; box H/ACA snoRNP complex. Gene Ontology annotation, biological process: maturation of LSU-rRNA; rRNA pseudouridine synthesis; snRNA pseudouridine synthesis. The transcript has 4 exons. NCBI's taxonomy places the organism in Eukaryota, Viridiplantae, Streptophyta, Magnoliopsida, Rosales, Rosaceae.
GCCAGAAAAACCCUAGUCUCCAGAGAGAGGAAAAGAAGAGAGAGCUACAGAGAUGGGCAGCGAUACUGAAGCGAAGGAGAAGAAGAAGACGCAGGCUCUGGCUCCGAUAGCGAAGCCGCUCGCCGGGAAGAAGCUCGGGAAGCGGACUCUCAAGCUUGUCCGGAAAGCUGCUGAGCACAAAUGCUUGAAGAGAGGAGUGAAGGAGGUGGUUAAAAGCAUAAGGCGUGGUCAAAAGGGAAUAUGUGUUAUAGCUGGGAACAUUUCUCCUAUAGAUGUGAUCACUCAUGUUCCAGUCUUAUGUGAAGAAGCUGAGAUUCCAUAUGUUUAUGUGUCCUCUAAAGAAGAUCUUGCAAAUGCGGGGGCGACAAAGAGGCCGACAUGCUGUGUUCUGGUGAUAACCAAGCCGACCAAGGGUGAGUUGGCACAAGAAGAACAAGAGAAGCUAAAGGCGGACUAUGAUCAGGUUGCGGGAGAAGUUUCUGAACUUUAUUCCUCCACACUUUUCUGAAGGCUGGAAAGAUUUACUUGCCCGUGUCCUACUGUCUAUCUUGUAUGAGGUUGUUCCUUUUUUAGUGAUGCAUUUGUUUGUGUACCUAUUGAGCAGCAGAACAUCAGCAGAUUUGAUUUUCUUGAGGGAAAUCUUUGUUUUACUAGAUGUUCUUUGUGAAAGCCUUUUUCUGUUGGUAAUGCUUCAUCAGUGACAUGGUUUUGAGCAUAA